Nelumbo nucifera (sacred lotus) is the source of this 927-nucleotide messenger RNA. RefSeq names its product Cytochrome b561/ferric reductase transmembrane protein family. The record is from RefSeq and is a predicted model, not a curated record. Gene Ontology annotation, molecular function: oxidoreductase activity. NCBI's taxonomy places the organism in Eukaryota, Viridiplantae, Streptophyta, Magnoliopsida, Proteales, Nelumbonaceae.
CCUCCCCCCUAAAUGCAAUGUUAAACAAACCCAUUCACACAUUCAUUACAACAUUCACUCCACCCCUGCUCCCUUCUCCUACCCUCCAUGGACAACAUAGAGGGAUCCAGCCUUCGCCGGCGGCCUUCCCGUGCCACGGCAGUUGGACACUUUUUCGGCGUGUUGGCUGCAAUUCUCUUGCUCACCUGGCUGUUGCAUUUUCGUGGCGGUCUUGAUCUAGAUUCGGAUAACAAGGAUAAAGUUUUCAAUGUACAUCCAUUUCUAAUGUAUGCCGGAUUUGUUUUUCUCGCCGGAGAAGCAAUUAUGGCCUAUAAAACGUUCCCCAUGGAGAAGAAGGUUCGGAAGUUUAUUCACAUGUUGCUUCACCUUGUUGCUAUUGUUCUGGGAAUUGUGGGAAUCAAUGCUGCCUUCAAGUUUCACAAUGAGGUUGGGAUACCAAACAUGUUUAGUUUGCAUUCAUGGCUAGGCAUGGGCACCUUCUGCUUGUUCUGUUUGCAGUGGUUGUAUAGCUUUGUCACCUUCUUUUUCCCCGGAGCAGAAGUUUCAACGAGGGGGAGGAUGCUUCCAUGGCACAAGGUUGGAGGUAGGACUCUGUUAUACAUGGCGGUGUGCACAGCAGAGAGCGGGCUGAUGGAGAAAGCAACAGUCAUGAAUUUGAGGCAUGGCACUGAAUCUCGCCUGAUGAACUUCACUGGACUAGCCAUCCUUUUCUUUGGCAUUGCAGUGGAUUUCACCAUCAGCGUCAGAGUAUCAACUAUUUGAUUUAAUUUUUCUGUGUUUUUCUAAUGUAUGGAUUUUCUUUCUUUCCUUUCCUUUAUAAUUGAAAGUUCCAUUGAUACAACUGAACAAGAUUCCUUUUGAUUUGGUUUAUAUACAAGAAUUAUUUGAAAAGGAUACAUAAUAAAAGAGGGUGUUUGUUUCUGUGCA